Messenger RNA from Prunus mume (Japanese apricot), 801 nucleotides. RefSeq lists its product as uncharacterized. The record is from RefSeq and is a predicted model, not a curated record. Lineage: Eukaryota; Viridiplantae; Streptophyta; Magnoliopsida; Rosales; Rosaceae.
ACGUCUUAUUUGUCUUGUUAAUUAUAAGCAAAAAUAUGGCAUCCUCGAAAACUUUACUUCUGCUUGGGCUUAUGUUCGCUGUUGUCAUCCUCAUCUUCUCUGAGGUCUCAGCUCGUGAGCUAGCUGGAACUACUACUCCACCUAGUCGAGGCGCAGUGUCAUGUAACCGUCCAGGCGCACUGUGCCAUGGCCGUGGAGAAAAAGGCAAUAACCCUAAACCUGGAGGAGAGCAUUGUAAAAAUAAUCCAAGUGUCAGAGAGUGCUAUAAGCAUGGAGGUCAUGAACGUGGAGGAGAGGAAGACCCUAUCCACAAAAGGCAUGGUCAUGAACAUGGAGGAGAGCAUGACCCCAACCAUAAAGGCCAUGGUCAUGAAAAGGGAGGAAAGCUUGACCCCAUCCAUGGAGGGAAAGGCCACGGUCACGAACGCGGAGGAGAGGGAGACCCUAACCAUGGAGCCCAUUGUAAACGUGGAGAAACCAAUAGAGCGUGCUACGGGCAUGGAGGUCAUGAACGUGGAGGAGAGGGAGACCCCUUCAACCAUGGCAGCAAAAACAGACCAGGACAACCAGGCACCGCUGAGACCGAAACAAAGAAUUAGAUAAAACCUUGGCCUGUGUACGUGUGUGGAAAGUUUGUUUGUCAAUAAAAAGGUCUAUUACAUAUGUUGGUUGAGUAGUUGUGAACACUCAGGCAAAAUCAGACCUACUAUAUAAGGUUUAUCUCUGUACUGUUACGUAAUGUAGUCUUGGAUCCUGCUUGUUAUAUGUACUUAAUGCAUGUGAUUUAAUUUUCUGAAUUGA